Arabidopsis lyrata subsp. lyrata is the source of this 1454-nucleotide messenger RNA. RefSeq names its product protein DJ-1 homolog A. Gene Ontology annotation, molecular function: protein deglycase activity. NCBI's taxonomy places the organism in Eukaryota, Viridiplantae, Streptophyta, Magnoliopsida, Brassicales, Brassicaceae. Gene Ontology annotation, biological process: protein deglycation, glyoxal removal; guanine deglycation, glyoxal removal. The record is from RefSeq and is a predicted model, not a curated record. The coding region runs from base 106 to 1284 and encodes 392 amino acids. The transcript has 8 exons. Gene Ontology annotation, cellular component: cytosol; nucleus.
CUUUCCCACUAUUUUAACCCCAUUAGUGACACUCCUUUCUUCUCCACUACACUCCAUUUCUCUUUCUUCUUGAUUCUACUAUCUUUCUCUCUAAUCUCCGCAACUAUGGCUUCAUCUACGAAGACGGUUUUGAUCCCUAUUGCACACGGUACGGAGCCUUUAGAAGCGGUGGCGAUGAUCACCGUGUUGCGUCGAGGUGGUGCUGACGUGACGGUGGCUUCCGUCGAGACUCAGGUUGGCGUUGAUGCUUGUCAUGGCAUCAAGAUGGUCGCUGAUACUCUUCUCUCUGAUAUUACCGACUCUGUUUUCGACCUUAUUGUGCUCCCCGGAGGGCUUCCCGGUGGCGAGACUCUUAAAAACUGUAAACCUUUAGAGAACAUGGUUAAGAAACAAGACUCUGAUGGACGACUUAACGCAGCUAUCUGUUGUGCUCCUGCGUUGGCUCUUGGUACUUGGGGUCUACUAGAAGGCAAAAAAGCAACGGGUUACCCUGUUUUUAUGGAGAAACUUGCAGCUACUUGUGCCACUGCUGUUGAGUCAAGAGUGCAAAUAGAUGGAAGAAUAGUGACUAGUCGUGGACCAGGAACCACCAUUGAAUUCUCCGUCACGCUUAUAGAGCAGUUGUUUGGGAAAGAGAAAGCUGAUGAAGUCUCUAGUAUCUUGCUGCUUCGUCCCAACCCUGGUGAGGAGUUUACUUUUACUGAGCUUAACCAAACGACCUGGUCAUUCGAAGAUACACCACAGAUUCUCGUACCCAUUGCAGAGGAGUCAGAGGAAAUUGAAGCCAUUGCGCUUGUAGAUAUCCUGAGACGGGCAAAAGCAAACGUAGUGAUUGCUGCAGUUGGUAACAGUUUGGAAGUUGUAGGAUCUCGCAAAGCUAAGCUAGUAGCAGAAGUGCUUCUUGAUGAAGUUGCAGAGAAGUCGUUCGAUCUGAUUGUGUUACCUGGCGGUCUUAACGGUGCUCCAAGAUUCGCUAGCUGCGAGAAACUGGUGAACAUGUUAAAGAAACAGGCAGAAGCAAACAAACCAUAUGGAGGAAUCUGCGCAUCGCCUGCGUACGUCUUCGAGCCUAAUGGUUUACUGAAGGGUAAGAAGGCUACUACUCACCCAGUAGUGAGCGACAAACUUUCGGAUAAGAGUCACAUUGAGCAUAGAGUCGUGGUAGAUGGAAAUGUCAUAACAAGCAGAGCUCCAGGGACUGCAAUGGAGUUUUCACUUGCGAUUGUCGAAAAGUUUUACGGGCGAGAGAAAGCACUUCAGCUCGCAAAGGCCACACUUGUGUGAUUUCCGAACAAUGAAGUAUGAGAGUGACUUGAAUAAAAGAAGGCUUUGCCUUUUAGUUAUCUCUCCAUUGGUUAUGAGCUACUUUGUGAUAUAACAUAUGAGCAUUUGGGUGAGUGGUUGGUGUGUAACUUUAUGCCUUUAUAAAUGAAUACAUAUGAGCCUUUGGGUGA